CAUUCUGCGCCUGGGCGCUCUGCGCCGACACUCGGUUGGCUUGGCGCCGACGCUGGUUGGCUCGGCGUUAGGCGCCGGGCCCAGGCGCUGGGCGCUAGGCAUUGGGCGUUAGUGCUGGCGCAUGCUCGGGUGCUAGCGUUGGUGCUCGGGCUUGGGCGCUCGGCACUAGACAAUGGGCGUUAG
This is a messenger RNA of Dovyalis caffra, 183 nucleotides long. The record is from the annotation of a GenBank genome assembly. Lineage: Eukaryota; Viridiplantae; Streptophyta; Magnoliopsida; Malpighiales; Salicaceae.